Aspergillus affinis is the source of this 2142-nucleotide messenger RNA. RefSeq names its product F-box protein. The record is from RefSeq and is a predicted model, not a curated record. Bases 1 to 2142 code for a protein of 713 amino acids. Gene Ontology annotation, molecular function: protein binding. Lineage: Eukaryota; Fungi; Ascomycota; Eurotiomycetes; Eurotiales; Aspergillaceae. The transcript is spliced from 3 exons.
AUGCAAUUGAGGCCUUUAAUAAAGGCCUUUGAUGUCAAGAUAAGCACCUUAAAAGAUCGGUUGAAUGGAGUCAAAUCUCGCAACGAAAGGGAAGCGAAUAAUCGCAAGCUUUCUAACAACGAGGAAUCAGUAUUGAAGCGAAAGAUCCUUGAUAUGGACUCUCGUGGAUACCCUCUUACUAUUGCAAAGGUCCGUUAUCUCGCAGAAUGCCUCCUUCGGGCCAAAUUGAAGCCAUUCGAAUCGUCCGAACCUGCCUUUAUCAGCGUUGCUUCAACUGCAAGGGUCGUAUGUGGUGCAGAAUCGCGAGAAUCGAAUGCUCGAGCGAUUCAACCCGGUAAUCGCGAAUGGGCCACUUCAAUCGUCACGAUCAGUGCAGCAGGAUACGUUCUACCGCCGCAGAUCAUCUUCGCCGGUAAGCUUCAUCAAGAGAAGUGGUUUGAAGCUAUUCCCAAUGCUGGCGGGUCAACGGGGGCCGGCGGGGGCAUCUUCCGCUCCGACGCGCCAUUCCACUUUUCGGCCCCCACCGCAUUUCCAUAUCGCUUUCUCGUAUUCUCAGUCCGCUUGCUUAUAACCCACAACACCAAGACUGUCGUUCAUCUCCAAGGCUAUUCUCCAUACAAUCCAGCACCAUGGAUGAGAAGAAUUCUCCGUCCCAAAAAGAAGGGUGAGAUUAUCCCUCCGACCAAUUCUCUUCUGCCACUUAUAACUCCCAGGCCAUUGUCCCGGCUGCCCCAGGAUUGCCUGGUCACAAUUCUGGACCAGCUCUCGUUGAAUGAUGCCUUGGCCAUCUCGUCCACCUGCAAGGACCUCAGUGCAUCGGCCACACCAUUUGCAUACCGCAACAUCUCGUUGGACUGGACCUCCCGGCCGCUCAAAAGGCUCCUGCAGCUGCUUCGGCUGGUCUUCCAAGACCCCGAGCUGGCAUCCUGCGUCCACCAUCUCAGCCUCGUAUCUGCACCCGACGCCGAAGAAUGGGAGGACACCCAGCCGGAGAUCGACUGGGAAACCGAGUCAGAGUCUUUCCACGACGUGCUGGACCAGUCCAUGGGUCUUGUUCGGCGCGCCCAAUUCGCCGAUGCCGAGACCUGGCAUCUGCCGAUCUACGGGGGUAAUAUCUACUGCCUUGCAGCGAUCCUCCUCUCUCAGCUGCCCAACCUAAAGUCGCUCCAUCUAGAUUACUCGUUGGUCUGGUGGGAUGGGUUUCCGGGCAUGAUGAUCAAACAGGCCCUCCUGUUCCCUAACGGGACCCUCCCUACUUUUAAAGACCUCCAGGUUGUGGACUAUGGUGGAAAUGUCCCAAUUGCCGAGACAGAGGAUACGGAUGAGGAUGUGUAUACGGACAGCUAUCCUGCGUACAACCCUAGCCAGUUUGCGGGCUGGUUAUGUCUCCCGUCUCUGCGCUUCUUGAACCUCUGGAUGCGAGAUCUCGACGACCUGCAGGAGAUGAAACCUGAUCUGGAUCUUAGAAGUCUAGAGACGCUCAUCCUGCCCCGCGCCACGAUCUCGGAUCAGGACGCGAACUUUCUGCUCUCGCGGGCAUCCAACCUCAAAAAUCUACACCUCGGCAUGGCCUAUGCUAAUCGACGCGAGCUCGUGGUAAGGGACGCCCCGAUGCUAGCACAGGCCCUGGUCUCCGUCAGCCCAACGGUACAGAACCUCUCACUCGGGGUGGAAUAUUACCCGUCCAGUUUAGGCGAUCACGUCUGGGGUGACGCCAAUGACCACAUCAAGGAAACAUUUUCCCAUAUCCUGCAUAAUUUCUCGAACCUCCAAACAGCCGAGAUGCCGCUUUGUGUGCUGCUAGGCUGGUUCAUUGAUCGCGACAACCCCGCCCAGCUCGGCCCUCUCCUACCAGAGUCUCUCCGCGAACUGUGCCUGCGCGAUGACCUACGGAGUAUGUAUGAUUUUCACUGGGAUGAGGAUGAAGAAAUUAGCCUGCUACACCGCUUUCUUGUUGACUGGCGUGCGUACACCCCGGGACUGGAACAGAUCACCAUGCGUCUCUGGGAUCAGAACCAUACAGAGUUCCGCAAGGAGAAGGAGGAGGCGUUACGCUCCGCGUGUGUUGAGGCAGGCUUGACGCUUAACAUAGUUGUGGAUGAUUUGGGGACCGGGCUAUGGAGUCAGAAGGUUAUCCCUUGA